Molecule: messenger RNA, 1640 nt
Organism: Elaeis guineensis (African oil palm)
Lineage: Eukaryota; Viridiplantae; Streptophyta; Magnoliopsida; Arecales; Arecaceae
Product: probable protein S-acyltransferase 16
Molecular function (GO): palmitoyltransferase activity
Source: RefSeq, a predicted model, not a curated record
GACAAGGGGAGUUUCAGCCUGCGCGCUCCCCCUGUCCGCAUCGUUGCCGCUAGAAAUUAGAUAGGCCACCGGGCGAGAGCAACCCCUCUUCUCCUCGACCCGCUUUUGGCCUCAUCUCCCCUCUUUUCCUCCUCCCUCCGUCGCCUUCUGGGGAAAAGGUGGAGACGCCGUCGUGUAACGGCGCCGGCGCCUCCGCCAACUGGCAGCCCCCAUGGCGUUUUCCUCCAACUCCCCUCGGUAGACGACGACGCCGACGAGGGAGCCCUUAUACCCUCCUCUCCCCCACCCUAACCCUAGAUCCAAGAACAAGAGCGGAAACCUAGCCGCAUCUGGAUCGACCCGGAGGGGAGAGGAGGGACGUCAUCGCCAUUUUUGACAUCGAGAUCGCCAUGAGCCGCCGGGGUUACGUCACGCUUCCCAUCAUCCUCGUGCUCGCCACCGUCGCGUUCCUCUACUACGCGACCGUCUUCGUGGUGAUCGAUGAGUGGUUGGGCCUUUGGACCGCGGCGGGGCUGGGGAACGCCGCCGUCUUCACCUUCUUUACCCUGAUGGCAGUGGCGAACUAUUUGAUCGCCGUAUUCGGGGAUCCGGGUCGCGUGCCGCCGUCCUUUAUGCCCGACGUGGAGGACGCCGACAACCCGAUCCAUGAAAUCAAGCGGAAGGGUGGAGAUCUGAGGUAUUGCCAGAAGUGUUCUCACUAUAAGCCUCCCCGUACACAUCACUGUCGUGUUUGCAAAAGAUGUAUUUUGAGAAUGGAUCACCACUGUGUCUGGAUAAACAAUUGUGUAGGGCAUGAAAACUAUAAGGUCUUUAUUAUUUUUGUGCUGUAUGGCGUGAUUGCCUGCAUCUACUCGAUGGUUCUUCUUGUUGGAAAUUUUACUCGUGAUCCACAGAAGGAUCAGGUUCAGAGUAGUGACUCUAAUAAAAUAACAUAUCUUAUUGCUGGGAUUAUUCUGUGUCCCUUAACUUUGGCGCUAAGCAUCCUGUUGGUUUGGCAUAUUUACCUUAUCCUGCAGAACAAGACGACAAUUGAGUACCAUGAAGGAGUCAGAGCAAUGUGGAUAGCAGAAAAAGUAGGAAAUAUGUACAGACAUCCAUAUAAUGUUGGUGUCUAUGAAAACCUUGUUUCAGUACUAGGGCCUAACAUCUUUUGUUGGUUCUGCCCUGUAUCCAACUACAAAGGCUCCGGUCUCCGCUUUCGCACUGCAUUUGAAAACCUUCCAAUAUCUACAACACUACCUUGAUGCAUCAGGUGGCAAAGGUCAAGUGGUUUGUUAAUACUGUUACCAAAAACAAAGAGUAGUUUGUUAAAGGAGACGGACACCGCGUAAACUUCCGUGGCCGAGCCUCACUUUGGAGUGCCGGUUACGCGACUUCUUUUGGUCUGACGUGGAGGCGUCAAGUUACUUUUGUGGGUGGUUUAUAAAUAGGGACAAGUAGAUGGAACGUUCUUUGCUGGGGGAGUAUUCAAAAGGUUUGAAAGCAUAUGCUAUGAAUAAACUUUAGUCCACUGUAAUAUAAAUGUUGAAUUAUAUGCUGCCUCGUGGUGAUGUAUUUUGAUAUGCUCGUAAGCCCCAGCAUCCUCCCCUGUUCACGUUGGUCACCAGGAAAUGCAGGCAUUAGAAUCUGACAUUCUCGUU